Molecule: messenger RNA, 417 nt
Organism: Parnassius apollo (apollo)
Lineage: Eukaryota; Metazoa; Arthropoda; Insecta; Lepidoptera; Papilionidae
Source: the annotation of a GenBank genome assembly
AUGUUAAAUCUGGCACAAUCCAGUGUUGCUGAUGAUAAUUUGGGUAAUGUGGAUCCUUCUGCGAGUAGUAUGAAGUGGUCCACUGAUCAGCAACAAUUUUCACAAUCAGAAAUUGAAAUGCGUUUGGAUGGAAUCAGUAACAAUAUAGAUGCUGGCGUGGAAUCUAAUGAAGUCACAUCGGCACCAAAUGCCGAAAAACCAUUGUGGAAAAGAGAACGGCCAGUCAGGCUUGUUCAUGACAGACUAUUAGGCUUAGAAGAGGAAAGAAUUAGAGUCGAGAAGCAAAAACUGCUGGAGAAAAAGAGAUGCAAUAAUAUAAGACUGAAAUUGGAAAAGGAGAGAUUGGAAAUUGAAAGACAAAGAAUUAUCUUAUUAGAAAAGUUAUUAGUUGCAGUAGAAGCGGUUGUGCAUCGGUAG